Molecule: messenger RNA, 2330 nt
Organism: Gryllus bimaculatus (two-spotted cricket)
Lineage: Eukaryota; Metazoa; Arthropoda; Insecta; Orthoptera; Gryllidae
Source: the annotation of a GenBank genome assembly
AGGAUAUGUUCCAUUAUCAUCAGGAUUCCGAUCUGUGCAUCAUUGCCAACAUGAAGGACAAAAUAGUAUCAGAACAUGCUCAAAUAGGAAAGAAAAUAGGCUUUACGAAUAGAUAUGGUUCAAUUAAAACGUGAAUUUCUAGUAACCUAUCAUACCUGUUUUUGUUAACAAUCAUUAGAUUAUGACUACACGGGGUUUUCAAAUCGUAGCGGUUCGUCUCUACGUUGGGGUUUUUAUACGAAGAUUGGUUUACCGUGUGCCCACCACGAGUCAGCUGGACUGAGAAUGAACCAAGCGCAGUAGGGCAGUGUGUGUCACCAUGAAAUAGGUUGAUGUUUAUAUCAUGACUAGAGCUGUGGAUCACCUGUCGAAGAGUUAUGUUACUGUCGCCAACAAAAUGAUUUGGUGAUGGGGAGAAUCAUUCUGUUCAGUUGGGAUUCAUAAGUCUCUCUUUGAGGGAAGCACGCUUCCGUUUUAUCAGUGAUGAGUUCCUAUCAUUGUUCAUGUUUGGUUACCAGUAACUGUAAACAAAGAACAGCUGACUCUGUGAGGCACAAAUUGGAAAUUGCGCCCAGGAGGAGUGAGAGAUGUACCGACAGAAUGUUCCAACAUCUGUUGGAAGAAGUUACUCAUGUCACAUAAGUAUAUACACACGUUAUUAAGUUAGAACCUUAAAGACAUGAUUUGUCAAUUGAAGGUACUGCCCAAAUAUAGGAAACAUGAAUGCGAGGUCACAGACUUUUGAAUUGACGGUGGAGGGACGACAAGUAGAUGAGGCAGUAGCAAGUCUUUUUCACACCGUCCUCUUCCAUCGAUCUCUUGGAAAAUUUCAUUACAAGCAAGAAGGCAGCUAUUCUGUGGGCACUGUUGGUUACACUGAUGUGGACUGCGAUUUCAUUGACUUCACUUAUGUGUGCUGUUCUUCAGAAAGCCUUGACAGAAAUCUGAAGAAGGAAAUUUCAGAAUUUUCAGAAGCUCUCAGGGGAAAUGAUGGACCUGGUUCAGGUCAAAUAUCUCUGGAAUUUUUUCAGAAGAAAAAAAAUAGAUGGCCUUUCCAGCCAGAGUGCAUUCCUUGGGAAGUGUGGACAGUUCGUUUGGAGUUGAUCAAACUCAACAAUGAACAUGAACGACAAGUAUGUCGUGAAAAAGUAGGGGAUAUGUUGACAGAGAAAAUUCUGUACAUAGCCGAGGUUAUGAACCGGCAUGAAUACGUCCCCAAAAUGCCUAACCAGUCUGAAUUGGAUCUCAUCUUUGAUACUUCAUACCCAGACGUCCAACCUUACUUAUUUAAAGUAUCUUUUACCACUUCGGGUCCUUCGAACACUUCUGUAGGCACAACAAUGAAAAAAUUAAUUAAAGAAACACUGUCACUGUGAAGAGAACGUGAUGAACAAACAAAUUUACAAAAUAGCAUUUUCUAAGUCAAGAGCGAAGAAAUUUCUUCCUUACAGCAUGACAAAGACUGUUGGAGAGUGUGCACCCUGUGAAUAAUAUUAUGACACUUUUUUGAACUAAUUUUAGUUUAGAAAUUUUAUUGGCUGAUACAUAUGUAUGCUGAAGCACGAGUUCUCACUUUGAUGAGGAUAAAUGGCAAAUUUGUAUUGGACUAUUGGCAAAGGGAUACACUAAAUAAUGAAGAAAAUACAUCAUAACACCAGGACUCCCAAAAUAGUUUUAACUAGUUGAGUUACAAGCUAAACGUCUAGUCCUCUGCUUGUAUGUAGCCUAUUUGCAGCUAAGUGGCUUAUUGGUUUUACUCAUUCAUGUUUUUAAUUUUAUUUUUAAUUUUGUAGGAUUUGCUUAUAAUUUAUGUCUAAACACAUGUGGUGUUUGUUAACUGUUUUAGAAGAUUUCUGUAGACAUAAUUUAUUUAUUGUAGGGUUAAAACAAUUCCAGAGCAUCGGCAGCAGGCGAAAUUGGUUUUACAGUGAUUGAUCAUUUCACGUGUACGAAGGCUGCGAUGCUGUGAUGUAUUUUAGAGUAGAUGUAGCACAAGAUUGAUCACGGAUGGUAGUUAAUUGUGAAAGUUUAAGAAAUUUGGUGCUUAAAAAUACUUGUAAAUAAUAUAAUAAUUAGUGCUGCAUCGAAGCUCUCAAGAGGAAAAUCUUCUUGAGUUUGACAUCUUUUUGUAAAUUCUCCCUCUCUUUACCAUGAUUUAAAUUGUUUGCAUGAAUUUGUGUGCGACGUGAAUUAAUAUCAGAGAAUUCUUUACUGCCUGUGACAGCAUGCAAGAGAUUGGUAUGUCCAGCACAAUGGAUUUGUGCUCUUAAUAGAUACAUUAAUUGGGAACAGUUUGUAAGUUGAAUAAAUGAUGUAAAUACGAUUGAAAA